AGGAGAUGACCAGAGACUGCGGACAGUACAGGGAUGACCAGAGACUGCGGACAUAGUACAGGGAUGACCAGAGACUGCGGACGGUACAGGAGAUGACCAGAGACUGUGGACAUAGUACAGGAGAUGACCAGAGACUGCGGACAUAAUACAGGAGAUGACUAGAGACUGCGGACACAGUACAGGAGAUGACCAGAGACUGCAGACAGUACAGGAGAUGACCAGAGACUGCGGACACAGUACAGGAGAUGACCAGAGACUGUGGACACAGUACAGGAGAUGACCAGAGACUGCGGACAAUACAGGAGAUGACCAGAGACUGCGGACAUAGUACAGGAGAUGACCAGAGACUGCGGACAGUACAGGAGAUGACCAGAGACUGCGGACACAGUACAGGAGAUGACCAGAGACUGCGGACAUACUACAGGAGAUGACCAGAGACUGCGGACACGGUACAGG
Messenger RNA from Staurois parvus, 456 nucleotides. Lineage: Eukaryota; Metazoa; Chordata; Amphibia; Anura; Ranidae. The record is from the annotation of a GenBank genome assembly.